Messenger RNA from Clonostachys byssicola, 810 nucleotides. The record is from the annotation of a GenBank genome assembly. NCBI's taxonomy places the organism in Eukaryota, Fungi, Ascomycota, Sordariomycetes, Hypocreales, Bionectriaceae.
AUGCAAAAGGACAAAAGCGUCCAGAAACAGAGUGGAGGAACGCUCUAUUCGUCCGUGAUUAAGCUGGGGCCCCAUUCCAAAAGACCAAAGAAGGGAGAGCUUGCCAAGGUUGCCGUGGAGGCACAUAAGCAGUGGAAAGGGAAGCAUGUCGGGAACAACAGGGCUCCUGGUGUCACGACUGCGGAAUACUUCAGGGCAGGGAAGGACGACCACAAGAUUCUGAUUUCAACCUCGGAGAAGUUGGGCUCGGAAGGGGUUGGCAAACAGCAGGAGCAGCCCAAACACUAUCUCGAACAGAGCAGACCCAAGUGGAGGAACAGGAAGAACCCGGAUCACGGGCACGAGGCUAAGUGCGGCGAGAUGGGGGUGAUGGCCCUGCAUGGGAAAUGCUUUCCAGAGAAGUGGCCCCAUGAUCAGGGAGUCACAAAGCAGAGAAAGCAUAAACCGAAGCCACAAACCAAGGCGGGAAAGAGACUUUCAAAGAAGUUUAAGAAGCAGAGGACACAGAAGGCUAAAAAGGAGAGGGCCCGGGCAAGAAAGGAGAAACCCAUGAUGGUCACGGUUGGACUGAAGGGGAAGAAAAAGGGGGAACAAAAGGGGAAACACAAGGAAAUGAUUGUCCAUCCUCCUUGCACUGGGGCAAAGCCAAAUACCAACAACGCGCCGGACAGCGGGGGUUGUAAUACCGUCGUGAGACACUCGAAGCACAACAUCGUCCAUCCCACAACCCCGAUAGCUGACAGCUUCGAUCUCGGUCAAUUCGAGACAAGCCAUGUGCCUCUUGGCAACGAAGCUAGCAACGAUGGCUAG